AUGGGGGACCACAUAUUUCCAUUUUUUGACAACCUACGCGGUAAUGUUUCCCAAAAAGCCUUAGAGUUAUUGGUUGUCGAAUGGAAGAAGCUAAAUGCGUUGAGGGCAGGAGGGGGGACUUGUGGCCACCAGCUUUCUACGGGUUGUGGGUUUCCAUGUGCUUGUCAGAUGGAGUGGUGGGAAAAUACAGGUUGCAAAAUUCCACUUGCCGCGACAGAUAAAUUCUGGACAAAACUUGAUUUUUCGACAGAAGAACUUAAUCAAGACGAUUGUAAUAUUCAGGCGGAAAUGGAUAACCUCACACAGCAACUACAUACGCAGCCACCUCUAGUGGUAAAAAGUAUGUUGUCGAAGAUGAAAGCGGUGUUGAAUCCAAGUAUGACUGACCAUCAACUGCCUGAGGUACAACAAGAUACUAGGGGCCGCCCAACUACGAAAGUAAAACAACAAAAGAAUAAAGAUAAACAACCUAAAUCACAGAGGAACGACUAUACUCAAAAGCCAAAUGUGCGACGUCGUCGUUCAAAGAAAACCAAAGAAGAAAAAAAUACACUUCCAAUUAUAGAUAAAGACUUUCCACGGUUGGCCGGGCACAGGUACAAAAACGUGAUCGAGCGUUUUAAGGAUUGGCUUCCAUCUAGCUAUCGGAGAUACAUAACGCAUAUCGAAGAUGCCCAGCCGAACGGUAACUGUGGGUUUCGAUCCAUAGCUAUGGGUUUGGGGUAUGACCAGAAAGAGUGGAAGUGGGUCCGCCAAGAGCUACUCGACGAGAUGUUUAUUAACAGAAUGCGUUGGGGGCAUAUACUCGAAUCAUUGGACAAGGGAUGUUACGAUAAUGUGUAUCGAUCGAUAAAUUGGUUAAAUGUUGAACCUGCACCUAUAGCAUGCUGGAUGUGGUUGCCCUACACAGGGUUGUUGGUGGUUCAAAAAUUUGGGGUGAUUGUUCAACAUUUAAGCAACGGUGUUUGUCAAACUUACUUCCCGAUGUUCGAUGGACCGCAGGUUUACCCGAACCAUUCCAUUUUAACGAUUGCUUAUGUCGAAGAUAGCCAUUUCAUCAUGGUUAAGUUAGCGGAUGAUAGCCCGAUGCCAGUACCAAAUGGACUUUGGAAUAUAUACCGAAGUAUGGAAGCUAUGGAAUGGGAGACAAUGUACAUGUCUCAUAUUGCACAGGGUAGGGCGUUACUACGUAGAGGUGUAGCAUCCGUGAAACAUAGUGUAUGCAACGAACUUAUUAAUGUUUCUCUUUAUUAUAAUUUAAAUAUAUUGUAA
This is a messenger RNA of Helianthus annuus (common sunflower), 1272 nucleotides long. RefSeq lists its product as uncharacterized. The record is from RefSeq and is a predicted model, not a curated record. NCBI's taxonomy places the organism in Eukaryota, Viridiplantae, Streptophyta, Magnoliopsida, Asterales, Asteraceae. The transcript is spliced from 3 exons. The coding region runs from base 1 to 1272 and encodes 423 amino acids.